AUGAGUUACUACGGCGGUUACUAUGGAAGCAAGGGCUAUGGCUAUGGCUCUGGUUAUGGCUGUGGAUGUGGCCGCUUCUAUGGCCUAGGCUAUGGCUUUGGUGGCUAUGGCUUUGGAGGCUUGGGCUAUGGUGGCUAUGGCUUUGGUGGCUAUGGCUUUGGAAGACUGGGCUAUGAUGGCUAUGGCUGUGGAUGCUACCGUCCAUCCUGCUAUGGAAGGUAUUAUUCUUCUGCCUUCUACUGA
Messenger RNA from Dromiciops gliroides (monito del monte), 243 nucleotides. Its product is annotated as keratin-associated protein 19-1-like. The record is from RefSeq and is a predicted model, not a curated record. Lineage: Eukaryota; Metazoa; Chordata; Mammalia; Microbiotheria; Microbiotheriidae. The coding region runs from base 1 to 243 and encodes 80 amino acids. The transcript is spliced from 2 exons.